AUGUCCGGGGCAGAUGCUCUGGUGCAGGGCGGCGUGAACCUUUUCAACCGCGCAACAGGACGCCCGGUGGAGCGCACGAUGGGCGAAGCGUUCCAGACCGGUCAGGACGUGCGCAACACCAUGCUUGAAGCAGAGCGCGAUGCCGCGCCGAUCCGGUCCGCUCUCGCUGAGGGGAUUGGCGGCUUCGCUGCGGCUCCAGCUCGCACCGCACAGGCGGGCGUGCAGGCUGCGCGCGGGCUUUCGGGUCUGGCGCAGAGUGUCGGCAAGGGCGCGGCUGUGGGGGCGGCAGGUGGCGCGACCUAUGGCGCAGGAACUGCGGAGCGCGGCGAGGUUAUGCAGGGUGCGCAGCAAGGCGCUACCAUUGGCGGCGCACUCGGCGCGGCUUUCCCGUUGCUAACCUCGGCGGGCGGCGCGCUCGCGCGUCAAAUCAAGACGCCGCGUGCAGAUCAGCAGGUGUUGGGCGCAGCGCGACGGGCGGGCAUUCCUGAUAACCUCGACGACGCACUGUCUCGCGCACGCGAAGGCGAUUUUGUGGCCGAGGCCGUGGGCGGUAAUGCGCGCCGAGUGGCGCAGGGUGUGCCGGGCUUGUCAGAAGACGCUGCCGAGAUCGCUAACCGUGCGAUUGAUGAGCGUCAGGCCGCGCGCUUUGAUCGGCUGAUGCAGGGUGUUCGCCAGGUCUCAGGCGAUGACGGAACCCGCGCGGCGACUGUGAACAUAAACCGCCUGCGUGAAGAGGCCGCGCCUUUAUUCCGUCAGGUGGACGAGAAUGUAAUCAGUGCGACCCCAGCGAUCCGCCAGCAAGUGCGUGACCUUCGCAGGGCGGGCGUCUCUUUUGCGGACGCUGACCGCUUGGCGGCUCUUGAGGGUGGCGGCAAUGUCCGCCUGUCGGCCUUGGCGGAUGAUAUGGACCUGCCCGACCAGGUGCGUCUUGGCGAUGUUCGCGCCUUGAUCGGAGCGGUUGAGUCCCGCGCCAGUCGCGCGUUCGGGGCCGGUGAUGGUGUCGAGGGGCGAGCCUUCGCUAACCGCGCCCGCGCGCUUCGCAACGCGCUUAAGGAGGCAGACCCCAGCUUCCGAGAGGCGUCCCGGCUUUGGCACUCAGCGGCGCAAGAUGACCUUGCCUUGAACCUUGGCCGUGACGUUUUUUCUGGUCGCGCCGGUGCUGCGUCUGAGCUUGAAGAUUUUGUCGAGGGUGGCUUGUCAGCCAGCGAGCGCCGGGCCUUCAUGCAGGGCGUGACCGAGGCGAUAGAGUCCCGCGCGGCGCGCGCCUCUGAGCAAGGCGGCAAUGCGGCCUCACGGUUCAAUCCGCGCUAUAUCCGGGACCGGCUGCGGCUGGUGUUCGGCGAGGACGCCGAUCAGGUUGUUGGCCUGCUUGAUCAGCUCAAUAAUCAGGCCAGCUUUGAAAACAUGGCAAUGCGCAGCGUCAACUCUGCCACUCAAGGCCGGGCAGAGGCUGAGCGGGCCGCGCGAAGCGCCAUGCGAACCGGUGCGGCAGACGCCAUUCGAGAUAUUCGAGGGGCGGUCAGCUUGGCAGGCCCUCGGAACCGCAUUGCGGAUGCGGUGGCCGGAACGCCUGACCAAAUGUCAGCGGAUAUGGCGCGUUUGCUGUUCCGCCCGGCUGACAUGGCGGAUCCAGACUUGCAGCGCCUACUGCAAGCGCAGGCUCGGCGUCGUGGCUUGUUUGGCCGCUCCGCGCCUGCCGCGCUUCCCGCUUAUGUGGGGGCGCAGGGCGUCAAUGUGAGCGGCAAAAUCUAG
This is a messenger RNA of Symbiodinium necroappetens, 1752 nucleotides long. Lineage: Eukaryota; Dinophyceae; Suessiales; Symbiodiniaceae. The record is from the annotation of a GenBank genome assembly.